Quercus lobata is the source of this 804-nucleotide messenger RNA. RefSeq lists its product as uncharacterized. NCBI's taxonomy places the organism in Eukaryota, Viridiplantae, Streptophyta, Magnoliopsida, Fagales, Fagaceae. The record is from RefSeq and is a predicted model, not a curated record. The transcript has a single exon. Bases 1 to 804 code for a protein of 267 amino acids.
AUGAUCUGUCAAGGGAAAAUCUCUCAUGCCAGUGGUAAUAAGGGACACAAGUCCUCUGAGAAUGCUGAUCUUCUGGCAUUUUGGUCUCCCUUCCUUUUGCUACACCUGGGUGGACCAGACCCCAUAAGUGCAUUUGCCCUUGAGGAUAAUGAGCUCUGGCUUUGGCACCUGUUCAGCCUACUGGUCCAAGUUAUUGUGACUGGUUACGUGUUCUUGCUCACACUUCAUGAAAACAAGCUAUUGGUCCUAACAUUGCUCAUGUUUGUGGCAGGAAUAAUCAAAUAUUUUGAGAGGACACGCGCAUUGUUUCUUGCAAGCUUGGAUAGGUUCCGAGAAUCCAUGCUCAAAGCACCUGAUGCGGGGCCCAACUACGCAAAGCUCAUGGAGGAAUACUCUUCGAAGAAGGAAGCAGGACUGCCAACAAGAAUAGAAAUGACACCAGAGCCUGGGAAAGACUCAAAGCUUGCAAUUGCUGGGAAGGAAGAACAGCUAGAGGAACUUGAUGUGGUGAAGUAUGCUUACAAGUACUUCGACAUAUUCAAGGGACUCAUCGUUGAGCUUAUCUUCAGCUUCCGUGAGCGCAAUGAAAGCCGAGUGUUUUUCCAAAGAAUAAACGAAGAAGACACGCUUAAAAUAAUAGAUUUAGAACUCAACUUCAUCUAUGAAGCUCUCUAUACCAAGGUGGUUGUGAUGCAUAACGAAAUUGGAUAUGCAUUCCGAGCUGUAUCCGUUGGUUCAGUUGUGGCGGCCUUUGUAAUCUUCGCUCACUUGAACAAGAUUUGUUUCACGAAGUUUGAUAUAUGA